CAAGUCAGUUGAAGGCGCACCUCCUUUGGACCACCAUGGACUCAAAACUUACAUUGCUGAUGCUCGCCGCUGUGGUAGCAGCCGUCCAUGGACAGGUACCUUACAUCAGGCCUCCAGGCUUCAUCCCCAUCCUGGCACAGAACUUUGACCUCAACCCUGACGGUUCUUAUGUCUUCAGCUACCGAACAGGGGAUGGAAGCUCAAGGGACGAGAACGGAGCCCUCAAGUUCCCAGGCACCCCUGCUGAGGCUAUGGGAGUUCAAGGCCAGUACUCCUACAACUCCCCCGAAGGACCAGUGGCUGUACAAUACAUUGCUGAUGAGCAUGGCUACCAACCUACCGGACCUAACAUUCAUCCUGCUAUCAUCAAGGCAGUGGCUCAACAAGUAGCAGAGGCUAGAGCCAAGCCUCUAGGCGCCGACUACUAGCCUAGCCACUAGCCACCAGGCUUGGCUACAAGGCACACUACGUUACCUUCUGGCUGUACAACGCCUACAGUAUUAAAUAACGCUUACUUACUUUAGGCACUUUCAUUAUUUAUAUUGUAUUUUGUAAAUUCUUUUUUAUAAAACACUCUGUGAUGUCCAA
Macrosteles quadrilineatus (aster leafhopper) is the source of this 588-nucleotide messenger RNA. Its product is annotated as endocuticle structural glycoprotein SgAbd-9-like. Gene Ontology annotation, molecular function: structural constituent of chitin-based larval cuticle. Gene Ontology annotation, cellular component: chitin-based extracellular matrix. NCBI's taxonomy places the organism in Eukaryota, Metazoa, Arthropoda, Insecta, Hemiptera, Cicadellidae. The record is from RefSeq and is a predicted model, not a curated record. The transcript has 4 exons. Bases 36 to 428 code for a protein of 130 amino acids.